GGCAGGAAGCUGGCAGAGGCGGAUGUCCUGUUUGUUUCAAGGGCAAGGAGGGUUUGCUUGUGCAGGUUUCACGUGUGAUAUUCACAGUCUGUCUAAACCCUACAAUAAUUAUAGCUGUCAGAGUCAACGAUUAUGGACAGUUUUGGUUCUGACUUCUCCUCGGGAGCUGCUGGGUCCGGAAAGAUGGACUCGGGCACGAUAAUGGAGCAAGUGAAGGUGCAGAUUGCCGUGGCGAACGCGCAAGAGCUUUUGCAGCGGAUGACAGACAAAUGCUUUAAGAAGUGCGUGGGCAAACCAGGUGGUUCGCUGGACAAUUCGGAGCAGAAAUGCAUCGCCAUGUGUAUGGAUCGCUACAUGGAUGCGUGGAACACCGUCUCCCGGGCUUACAACUCCAGACUGCAGCGGGAGAGAGCGCGCAUUUAACCAUGCAGCCGACCACAGCCCUCCCUGUGUCUCCCGAAAACUGGAGAAAGACUUGAGCAAGGUUUACCAAGCAAGGGGCCGUCUCAUAAUGAACUAGGACACCAACCUGGAUUUGGUAGCCCUUGGUUUUAACUGUGAUUGCUGGCCACUGGCAUCCAGCUGUGUCUUUCGAUCUGUGGCAGUGUAGCUUCCAGCAGAGGAUUGGUAUACCCCUCGAGCUACUUCAGAUCUGUGUUAGGGAAUGUACACCCGCUGACCAGAGGGGCAAAAUGUGCUGCCACCUUUCUGUGUGUUAUUUUCUAGCUUGUUCUUUUUUGUAUUGUCUCCAUGGCUCUUGUUCUCCCUCCCUGUGUCUUUUUGUAGGAAUGUAUGAAGGUCCUGACUUUCCAUUUAUAAAGCAGCUGGAAUGAAAA
Molecule: messenger RNA, 836 nt
Organism: Polyodon spathula (Mississippi paddlefish)
Lineage: Eukaryota; Metazoa; Chordata; Actinopteri; Acipenseriformes; Polyodontidae
Product: mitochondrial import inner membrane translocase subunit Tim13
Exons: 3
Coding region: 133-423 (96 amino acids)
Source: RefSeq, a predicted model, not a curated record